AUGACUACCAGCACCGUCGUAUCACUCCUGUCAUCGCUGAUGCAGACCCAGAGUACAAGUGAACACGAACAGGAACUCGCCCACUUCUUAGACGACCACCUUACCAACCUCGGCUAUACCGUUGAACGCCUUCCAAUCGCCGAAGGCUCAACCAGAGAAAAUGUCUACGCCUAUCUAGGUACCCAGCGGAAGACCCGAGUAUGUCUCACCUCACACCUGGACACCGUCCCGCCCUACAUCCCGCUACGAAUUGAGGGAUCUACAAUCUACGGGCGGGGCGCAUGCGACGAUAAAGGUCCCAUGGCUGCGCAGAUAUGCGCUUUAGAGGAAUUGAGAGCAGAAGGGGCUGUCAAGGAAGGCGAUGUGGGGUUAUUAUUUGUGGUCGGGGAAGAGAAAGGUGGACCCGGCAUGAUAGCGGCAAAUCACCAGGACCUCAGUUUCGAAGGAGUGAUAUUUGGGGAGCCGACCGAGGGGAAAUUGGUUGUUGGACAUAAGGGCCAUUUGGUGUUUGAACUGAUUGGAGAGGGCAAGGCUUGCCACUCUGGAUACCCUCAGCAUGGGGUGAACGCUAACUUUGCACUUAUCGAAACACUGAGUGACUUCGUUCAAACGGAAUUCCCGAGCUCGUCGCUACUGGGGCCAUCGACUUUCAAUGUUGGGAAGAUUGAAGGCGGCGUGAGCUAUAAUAUCGUCCCGGAGACGAGUAAAGCGCUUUGUGCUGUGCGCGUCGCGACAGAUAUGGCUGGGAUAAAGAAGAUUGUCUCGGAUACUGUUGCCCGACAUUCGAACGUUCGACUAGAGUUUAAGUUUGAGUAUCCUGAAACCUUGCUAGAUCAUGAUGUUGAGGGUAGCUUUAACGUUCGGUCUUGUUGCUAUAUGAACAGAUCUAUCCUGGUAGCACAUGGAGACAAUGAACAGAUUGAGAUUGAUGAGUUGAUGGAGGGGGUUCGGGCGUAUAAAAAGCUGACGAUGCACGCGUUGAAUUCUGCUCGAUAG
This is a messenger RNA of Aspergillus oryzae RIB40, 996 nucleotides long. RefSeq lists its product as uncharacterized. NCBI's taxonomy places the organism in Eukaryota, Fungi, Ascomycota, Eurotiomycetes, Eurotiales, Aspergillaceae. Gene Ontology annotation, molecular function: hydrolase activity. The record is from RefSeq and is a predicted model, not a curated record. The transcript is spliced from 3 exons. Bases 1 to 996 code for a protein of 331 amino acids.